Molecule: messenger RNA, 1626 nt
Organism: Lithohypha guttulata
Lineage: Eukaryota; Fungi; Ascomycota; Eurotiomycetes; Chaetothyriales; Trichomeriaceae
Exons: 3
Coding region: 1-1626 (541 amino acids)
Biological process (GO): ubiquitin-dependent protein catabolic process
Molecular function (GO): ubiquitin protein ligase activity
Source: RefSeq, a predicted model, not a curated record
AUGUCCGCUUCUUCGCUUCAGAUCGUUACCAUCAUCGUCCCGAAUCCUCAAUACGACCGUUCCAAGACUGCGACGGUGUUGAAUUCGAAUCUCAGCUUUGGCUUGCGCAUUCCCAAUGCUUUCAUAACACUGUCGAAUAACAAUCCGAAUCGCUUCAGUGCCAUCGAAGGAUUGUUGUACGUCCCAACACUUCCCGACUCAGCCAACGGCACUUGUGCGACAGCACAAACUAUUGUACCAUCUAAUGUCACCACUCUAGCCAGCUUCCCUUCCGACCAAAACUAUCCCCUAGUCGCUAUCUUCCCAUGGACCGAGAGUGCGAGCUGCACUCAGGCGUACCUCGCCCAGGCCCGAGCCGAUGCUGUCAGAGCAGCCUUCACCUUCCAGCCUGCCGGGCCUGAUUUGUCGCAAGCUACCAAUAGCUGGAACCUGAAUGAUACUUGGAGUUGGAAGAACGAGAAUCAGUACCCCAUCUAUGCAGUCGCUGGUGCGACUGGUGCUCAGAUCCUCGAUCAAAUGGCUCUGUAUAGUGGCAGCUUGACCGAUGCUCCGAACGGUGCCACUCUAGCACAACAGAACGACCCUAGAGACUUCCCACGACUCUUCGCCCAUGUCGAUCUGCAAAACAGCGCCAACGUACCCUCCCUUUGGAUCUUCUUAAUCAUCGUGCUAGCUAUCCUGUUGGGCAUUGUCAUAUUUGCCUCGCUAAUCAUGCACCUGAUCCAGCGCCACCAGCGUCGUGUUCUGCAACGUCGGCUCGAACGUGGUGAAGUUGAUCUCGAGUCUUUGGGCAUCAAGAAAAUGAACGUGCCUCAGCACAAAAUCGACGAAAUGCCCAAAUACACUUACAGCGAGAGUAACACGCUAAGCGAAAUACCCAUAGCUACGAUUGCAGGAAACCGAUCCUCUGCCGGGCCCACUACCAAUUCUUUCAGUCAGCCUACAUGUGCUAUCUGUCUAGAGGAUUUCAUUGUCGGCGAAACAACGGUUCGAGAAUUACCCUGCAAACACAUCUUUCACCCUGAGUGUAUCGAUCUUUUCCUACGAGACAAUUCCUCUCUUUGUCCGAUGUGUAAAAAGUCCGCACUACCAGCAGGCUAUUGUCCUGUCAAAGUUACCAACCUCAUGGUUCGAAGAGAGCGACUCAUUCGUCGCAUGAGGGAUCGACGUAGACAGGGAUUGGCUGCGGCUGCAGCUGCUGGUGCUGGUGCUGGUGCAGAAGAACCACUUCAGCAGCCCUCUCGUGCUCAACAGGCUGGGUCCUGGUUACAGAACAGGCUACGACAUCCCACAACGGCACCAGCUCAAUCUACCACGCCUGAACAUGCACCACCACAGCAGGUAUCCGUGCCCUCCGCCAACGAUGUCGAGCUCGGUCCCAUGCCUAGCACUUCCGACCCCACAUCUCGACAGACUCCAACUAAUGUUGCGAAUCGGAACACUAUGGUCAUGCCUCCAGAAAUUGCUUCGCAGGGAGCUGCAGCCCGUCGAGCUUGGCGCAGAGAACGUCUAGCUCGUCAGCAAGAUGAGCAAUACAAUCACGACGCUGAGAACGCUAGACGGGUUGACGAAGGACGACCACUUUGGAGGAGAGUAUUAGGCAGAGUUGCUCCUGGCUUUGACUAG